AUGAAGCUAAAUCCUCUUGUUCCUUUUUAUUUAUUUCAUUUGCCUCAAAAAGAACAAUCAUUUGAAAAAAUGUUAGAUUUUCUUGAAGGUUGUUUUUUAUUUAUUUUUAAAUUUUGUUUAUUUUUAGGCAUUACAUUUGAGCCAGAACAGAAUGAAAUCUUGGAUAAUGCUCAAAAUGUCGGUUUUGACGUUCCUCAGCUUUGCACAGAACUUUUUCAACGAUUUAAACAAAAAUAUAAAUUAGACGUCUACAAAGAUGGCGAACAAAGAAAUUUAGUCAGAAAUGCAAAUGAGAUGUUACGAGCUUGGAAAUGGUUGACAUUUUGUGGUACUGAAACCAUUUGGGAUGCUAUUAUUGAGGCAAAUUAUUUACUACGCAAAUUUUUUUUGUACAACAGAAUGGAUGAAGCUAUGGAACUAAUAAGAAUGGUCCCGGAAAAUUUAAGUGAUGAUGCCAUUGAUUGUUUCCAAAAAAAAUUCCAAGACAUGGAAAUACCUGUUCGCCUUCUUGAUGCUAAAUAUGAAUUUGAAUGUUAUCAAUUUUAUUUUGAAGCAAUUAAUAGAUAUGAUGAAUGGCAAAAACAGAUGGAAGGAGAUCAGGCACCAGAAAUUCCUCAAAAACUAAGUGAUGAACGUUGGGCACGAUUGGACAUUCGUCGGAGAACAGAAUAUGAAUUGAGUGUUAGACGAGCACAUGAUUGUUUGCAGAAAUAUUAUCGCCUUGUUGAACUCUAUAAAAAGAGGGUAGUGGAAAUGUUGGAGCAUAUUUUAAAAGCGCCCAAUGGUUGGCUUGUUGCAUCACCAUUAGAAAAUAAUGAUGAUACUGAUCCAGAGGUGAAUUAG
Meloidogyne enterolobii is the source of this 843-nucleotide messenger RNA. Lineage: Eukaryota; Metazoa; Nematoda; Chromadorea; Rhabditida; Meloidogynidae. The record is from the annotation of a GenBank genome assembly.